Dreissena polymorpha is the source of this 812-nucleotide messenger RNA. RefSeq lists its product as uncharacterized. The record is from RefSeq and is a predicted model, not a curated record. The transcript has 7 exons. The coding region runs from base 1 to 690 and encodes 229 amino acids. NCBI's taxonomy places the organism in Eukaryota, Metazoa, Mollusca, Bivalvia, Myida, Dreissenidae.
AUGAUUAUCUUUGUGCAGCUCCUGUCGGAAUGUAACUCCAACUGUGGCUUAAAUCAAACCAGCUUCACUGCCUGCAAAAAGAUUGACAACGCUAUAACUUGCAUAGCAGAGGAAUGCCCACCACUAGAGUUAUAUCACGGGCAGGUUUUUGGAAAUAUGAACAACCAUGGCAGCCGCAAGCUGGUAACAUGCGAGCCUGGAUAUAAACUCAUCGGAGAUAGUAUUGUCACAUGUAACUACGGACAAUGGUCAGGCGAUCCUAUGUGUGUGGAAGAAAGAAACGGUCUCGACGCCUCCAGCUGGAGUGCAAAACAAGUAAUAGGACCCCCUAAUGUCUAUCCUCAGUAUCUAGACAGUCCUUCGGCUUGGAGUAUUGGAAAAAAUAAACUUAACUCCAGAACAGAAUUUCUUGAGCUGGUAUUCACCAAACCAGUCAUCGUUAAACGAGUCGACAUUUAUGAGACCUUCAACUCGGGCUCCGUGACGUCACUUGAAGGUCUGCAUUUGUUAGACGACAACUGGGUUAUCUUGUGGUCGACGGUUCGAGCUCAACAUAUUAAAGCAGCAAGGAUAUUUAGUCCACAACUUAACGUCACAAACGUAUUUACUAACGUCAUUCGAAUCAACAUGGAUGCAUCCGUCUCGCAAAGUUAUGUGGAGAUUGACGCUGUUCAACUGGUGGGAACUUGAACUAAAACAACCAAUUUCUGAAUGACGUUCGGAAAUACGACGAUAUCCAACACUUAUUCUACUCUUUAAUGUCAACAUGUUUUCAUGAAUUUAAGCUUGUUUUAGCUUGAAACAGUUCAGUC